CGAAAGGAGAAAGUGAUAAGCUGCCAUCGUUCGGACGCUUGGCGCGCGCCCACGACACGGUCGUUGGUUCUUCGUUCCUGCCUCUGUUGUUGUUGAGGUUAACCCCGAUGGAUUUGGUCGCCGGAGGAGUGCUGCACGGGCGCUUGCCUAUCAGGGCACCGAGAUUUCCUCCAGUGCUCCGCUCGUUGCCCGCCCCUACCGUGGCGGUCAGUGCCGCACGCCCAUGCCCGCCAAUCGUUCGUCGGAAUGCGCCAGCGGUGGUGCCGUUCGCCAAGAAGAAGAGGAAGGGGUAUAGAGACGACCCGCCGGAUGAGGAGGCGGGGGCGGCGGAGGAUUUCUUCGAUGAAUUGGAGGAGGACGAGGAGGUGGAGGAGGAAGAAGAGGAUUUCGACGACGACGAUGAAGGUGAUAUAAUGGAUGAGGACGAGGACGACUAUGACUUUGAAGAUGAUUUUGAGAGUGAUGAUGAACAGGAUCUUUACGUUGGAGAUGGAGGCGCUGGAGGUGGUAUAUCACUAGCUGGCACAUGGUGGGACAAGGAAGCAUUGGCUUUGGCAGAGCAGGUCUCAGCAUCAUUCGAUGGCGACUUGAAAAUCUAUGCUUUUAAGACAGCUGCAAAUUUAACCAUCAGAGUACGCAUUGAGAAGAUGUCCACCAGGUAUGGUUCUCCAACAAUAGACGACAUUGAAGCAUACACAAUCGCAUACCGUGCAAAGUUGGACGAUGCAGAGUCAGCAGGAAAAAUACCACAGAACAUAUCCUUGGAGGUGUCAUCCCCUGGUGUGGAGAGAGUUGUUCGUGUCCCUGAAGAGCUCGAACGCUUCAAAGAACGGACAAUGUACGUCAGAUAUACUACAACAAGCGAUGAGGCAGCAGCCACACCUCAGGAAGGUGAUGGCGUGCUGAGGCUAAUUUCCUAUGACAUGGACCUGCGAGAGUGCACCUGGGGCAUAGCUGACGUGAAGAUAAACCGGCAGCAGGCCGGCAAGGGCAGGCCCCUGAGCAAGAAGCAGAGGGAAUGGCAGCUGCAGACGCCAUUCGAGUCCCUGAAGCUGGUCAGGCUGUACUCUGAAUGUUGAGAUGCCAGUUUUCUGAGAAAAUUUUCAGUGUCCAUUUGCCCGUAGUCCUUCAGUUUGUCCAGUCUUGCUGAAUUCUGAUAGGUCACAAUCAAUGAUGAGAUAAGCGUUUCUACUGCUAGCAGAUAACACCAGAGGUUUAGCCGUUUAGCUCGCAAAAGAGAAUGUUCGUUGCCUCGUUCUUGACAGUAACACAUGCACUUGAUUCAUUGCUUAUCUUCUCCUAGAUAUCUGCCUAA
Molecule: messenger RNA, 1315 nt
Organism: Setaria italica (foxtail millet)
Lineage: Eukaryota; Viridiplantae; Streptophyta; Magnoliopsida; Poales; Poaceae
Product: ribosome biogenesis protein ERB1
Exons: 5
Coding region: 108-1079 (323 amino acids)
Biological process (GO): ribosomal small subunit biogenesis
Source: RefSeq, a predicted model, not a curated record